AUGGGUAAUACAUCGGCCAGCAAAAAGGGUGAUGGUGAAAAUGUAAAGGCAUUUUUAGCUGAUGCCAAGGAUCAAUUCGACCGAAAAUGGGAUGAAAACCCACAGAACACCUCAAGUUUGGAUGAAUUUGAUAGGAUAAAAACACUGGGCACCGGUUCGUUUGGCAGGGUGAUGCUCGUUCAGCACAAAUCUACCAAACAUUUCCACGCUAUGAAGAUCUUAGACAAACAAAAAAUAGUGAAACUGAAACAAGUGGAACAUACACUGAACGAGAAGAAGAUACUACAAUCAACAACCUUUCCAUUCAUCGUACAACUCAACUAUAGUUUCAAGGAUAAUUCAAAUUUGUACAUGGUACUCGAAUUUGUUACUGGGGGCGAGAUGUUUCUACAUUUGAGACAGUCCGGAAAAUUUACAGAAUCACAUUCGAGAUUUUACGCCGGUCAAAUAGCCUUAGUUCUUGAAUACCUCCAUCACAUGGAUGUCAUGUUUAGAGAUUUGAAACCUGAAAACCUCCUCAUCGAUAUGCAUGGAUAUCUUAAGGUCACUGAUUUCGGAUUUGCCAAAAAGGUCAAAGGUCGAACGUGGACGCUCUGUGGUACGCCCGAGUAUUUGGCGCCAGAGAUAAUUCUUAGUAAAGGGUACAAUAAGGCCGUCGAUUGGUGGGCCUUAGGGGUUCUUGUUUACGAAAUGGCAGCGGGCUAUCCGCCAUUCUUUGCAGACCAACCCAUACAAAUUUACGAAAAGAUCGUUACGGGAAAGGUUCGUUUCCCCUCGCACUUCUCAAACGAACUAAAAGACCUUCUCAGAAAUUUACUACAAGUCGACAUUACAAAUCGUUAUGGAAACCUUAAAAAUGGAGCCAACGACGUCAAAAGCCACAAAUGGUUCGGACCUGUGGACUGGAUUGCUCUAUAUCAAAAAAAGAUCGAAGCGCCAUUCAUACCGAAGUGCAAGGGACCGGGAGAUGGAAGUAACUUCGAAGAAUAUGAAGAAGAACCCCUGCGCAUAUCGUCCAAUGAGAAGUGUGCGAAAGAAUUCGUCGAUUUCUGA
Helobdella robusta is the source of this 1053-nucleotide messenger RNA. RefSeq lists its product as hypothetical. Gene Ontology annotation, cellular component: nucleus; cAMP-dependent protein kinase complex. The transcript has 10 exons. Gene Ontology annotation, molecular function: ATP binding; cAMP-dependent protein kinase activity. The record is from RefSeq and is a predicted model, not a curated record. Lineage: Eukaryota; Metazoa; Annelida; Clitellata; Rhynchobdellida; Glossiphoniidae. Gene Ontology annotation, biological process: peptidyl-serine phosphorylation. Bases 1 to 1053 code for a protein of 350 amino acids.